Molecule: messenger RNA, 1944 nt
Organism: Labeo rohita (rohu)
Lineage: Eukaryota; Metazoa; Chordata; Actinopteri; Cypriniformes; Cyprinidae
Product: PTB domain-containing engulfment adapter protein 1
Exons: 9
Coding region: 134-787 (217 amino acids)
Source: RefSeq, a predicted model, not a curated record
CAUAAAGAAAAUACAUUUUAAAGUUAACCAUUAACAUCAUACGACUUUAACCCUGAACGACGGCGGAAGAGAACAUCUCCUCAGUGAUACAAAGUUCUCAUUCAAACACGCUAGAGACAACAGAGUGGUGAAAAUGAGUGACAUAGAAGAUGAUAGCGAAAUAUACUUUUCAGUUAAAUUUUUGGGUCGUAUCCAGGUGGUCCGUCCGAGUGGGAUGCAGAUUCUGACAGAUGCAGUAGAAGCCCUACAGGAUCCAAACAUAGUGAUGGAAGAGAAAAUGAAGAAAACUAAAGUACACCUGUUUCUGACGAGAAGUGCUAUUGACAUUCUAGAGCACAAAACUAAGUUCAUGCUGUACUCCUGCUCUCUGUCCUCGGUUUCAUUCUGUGCAGUACAUCCGACUCAGCCUAAAACACUAGGAUUUGUGGCCAGACACCCAGCAGCGGACAUGUACCACUGCUACAUCUUCCAGAGCAAGAAGUUUUCCCAUAUACUGGUUUCCAUCAUUGGUGACGCGUUUCGGGCUUCUAAGCAGGAUGGAGGUCUACACGGUCAUCGUGACCUGGUGGUGGAGGCCCUGAGACACAAGAAUAAGGUACUGGAGCGAGAAAACGCCGAGCUGAGGAGGAGACUGCAAGCCAGUGGAGAAAUAUUUACCUUACAGAACGCUGGUGAAAGCCGCAAUACUGAUGAAGACGAGUCUGAUGUUGAUAGAAUUUCAUCUCGAUCAGGACAGGUGAGAUUCUUUUCUGAAGAUGACAAGACUCCUUUGCAGAAGAAUUUCUAAGUGGAGAAAACUGUUUAAGAAACGAUGCUGACUCCUGAAAUACCACCAACGUCUCUGCAGAUGUGAUUAACACUGAGCUCCUUCAAAGACUUCAACAUAAACUAUUAUUUCUAAGAACAUCAAGACAAUAUGAUUAUUCAAAAAAGGUGAUAUUAUCUGUAAACAAACAUGCAUGUGUUUGUUGGUAUGAGGCAGUUGUUUCUAACUCAAGGAUAUUACUUUCUAUCCUGCUGACAGUCGCCUGGGCUAUCAUAUGUAACCUCAUACGUAAUUAUUUUAAUGUAUAUACAUAUUUUGCUAUGACAAUUCCAUUGCAAAACCAUUAAAAUCAUCAAUACUAAUGCAGGCUACAGAGACUAAUAUUUGUACAUUAAAGUAACUACUUUUUUUAAUGUGGGAAGAACAAAAACAUUUAGCUAGCUGAACAUUAGCUUUUUAACAUUAGAUAAAGUAGAAACUAACUAUUGUUUAAUGCAUAUUUUUCCACCCAAAUUGGUAAAAGAGACGGGAGAAAUAUAUAGUUUAUUGUUAUGUUAAUAGAGUUAAUAUUUUAACAGUGAACCUCUUGUCACCUGACCUGAAUAGAGUAUGUGUUAGUACAAUUGUCUUCGACGUGGGAAGCAGUUUAAUCAUCUGACUGCGGAGAACAAAUAAUAGUUUAUUUUUCAUAUCCUUCUUCCUGUUAAUCUUGUAAAGCUGGCAAAAUAUGGCCACGAGAUCCCUCUAUCGGUGAAGUAAGGUAGCUAGAUGAUAGAAAAGAAUCAGUAACCAAGCUGAACGUGCGUCUUUGUGCUUUUUGAAUCACCAAAUCGUUUGAAUCGAGUCAUUUAUUCGCAACGACUCAGAUCGAUUCAAACUCAGAUGAUUCAGACCGGUUGAUCAGUUAAGAAUCGAUUCAGAAGAGCAUUUUUUCCUCAUUUGGAAGCCACUCUGACCGCCUGAGAUUAUGUAUUUUCAUGACUGAAAUUUCUAAAACAUGACCCCACUACUUCAACAAACUAGCCUUUACUGAAAAGCUGAUGAAACUGUUCAAAUGAUUCAAAACACCACACGCUGGUGAGGCCUGCUGCCCAAAAAAAGUUCAAUAAAAAAGGUUCUUGCACACAGUGUACACUUUCUGUGUGUCUGUAUGCUAAAUGAAAAAAUGGUAUAAUAAU